UGUGUCCAUGGGCUCUCUUGCUGACUGGUAUCAUAGAUGGACCCAUCAGUUUCUACAGGUGGAAAUCCGGAUUCCAACGAAAAUAAUCCUCAAGAAUCUGAAUCUGAAUCCAAUAACAGCCGCAGUGAUGCAUUAGGCAAGGCUUUAUCAACGAUGCUGGCCAGCGUUAUUAAAGACAUCGACUCUGAAGCUCAAGACACUCUCAAUAGCCAAGAAAAACUUAAUUCUGCUAUUGAUCGUCUUACUAGAGAGCUUGAUCAGUUGUUGGAAGAUGCACUCAUGCCGUUCAUCAUGCAGCAUGCAGCAAAGAUUUCAGGUGUUCGAAAGAGAGUUUCAUCAUUGAAUUCUGUUCUAAAAUCAAUACAGAAGCGUGUUGACAAUAUAGACCGACUGCUAUCUGUGGGCAUGUUUCAGGUUCAAGAGUAUCAGUUCAUCAUGGGUAAAGAGAAGAGUCACAUUAACAUUGUGGUCAUUGGCCAUGAUGACCCUGGCAAGUCAACCACCACUGGACACUUGAUCUACAAGCUUGGAGGUAUUGACAAGCGUGUCAUUGAGAGGUUCGAGAAGGAAGCUGCUGAGAUGAACAAGAGGUCAUUCAAGUAUGCUUGGGUGCUUGACAAGCUCAAGGCUGAGCGUGAACGUGGUAUUACGAUUGAUAUUGCUUUGUGGAAGUUCGAGACGACCAAGUACUACUGCACUGUCAUUGAUGCUCCUGGACAUCGUGACUUUAUAAAGAACAUGAUUACUGGAACCUCCCAGGCUGACUGUGCAGUCCUCAUCAUUGACUCUACCACUGGUGGUUUUGAGGCUGGUAUCUCGAAGGAUGGUCAGACCCGUGAGCAUGCUUUUCUUGCCUUCAGAGGUGUCAGGCAAAUGAUCUGCUGCUGUAACAAGAUGGAUGCCACCACUCCAAAAUACUCCAAGGCAAGGUAUGAUGAAAUUGUCAAAGAAGUGUCAUCCUACUUGCAGAAGGUUGGUUACAAACCUGACAAGAUUCCCUUCGUGCCUAUCUCUGGAUUUGAGGAUGAUAAAAUGAUUGAGAGGUCCACCAACCUGGACUGGUACAAGGGACCAACUCUCCUCGAGGCCCUCGACCAGAUCCAGGAGCCCAAGAGGCCCUCAGACAAGCCCCGCUGUCUCCCCCUCCAGGACGUGUACAAGAUCGGUGGUAUCGGAACGGUCCCGGUGGGCCGUGUGGAAACUGGUGUCAUCAAGCCUGGUAUGGUUGUAACUUUCGGGCCAACUGGACUGACUACUGAAGUUAAGUCUGUUGAGAUGCACCACGAAGCUCUCCAAGAGGCUCUUCCUGGUGACAAUGUUGGAUUCAACGUUAAUAAUGUUGUUGUGAAGGAUCUGAAGUGUGGUUUUGUCGCCUCAAACUCGAAGGACGAUCCUGCCAAGGAGGCUGCGAACUUCACCGCACAGUUGAUCAUCAUGAACCAUCCUGGGCAGAUCAGAAAUGGUUACGUCCCUGUUCUUGACUGCCACACCUGUCACAUUGCCAUCAAAUUUGCUGAGAUCCUCACCAAGAUUGACAGGCGAUCAGGGAAGGAGUUGGAGAAGGAACCCAAAUUCCUGAAGAACGGUGAUGCUGGUAUGAUUAAGAUGAUUCCCACAAAGCCCAUGGUGGUGGAGACUUUCCUGGAGUAUCCCCCACUUGGUCGUUUUGCCGUGAGGGAUAUGUGCCAGACUGUUGCUGUGGGAGUGAUCAAGAGCGUGGAGAAAAAGGAUGCUUCUAGUGCGAAGGUGACAAAAUCUGCUGCCAAAAAGGGUGGAAAGCUGAAAGUUGACCUAAAGUUCUUGAUUACAAAGUACGAGGACAUGACAGUUCUGAUUUCCGAUUCAGGAGAUUUCAUUAUGGGUAAAGAGAAGAGUCACAUUAACAUUGUGGUCAUUGGCCAUGUCGACUCUGGCAAGUCAACCACCACUGGACACUUGAUCUACAAGCUUGGAGGUAUUGACAAGCGUGUCAUCGAGAGGUUCGAGAAGGAAGCUGCUGAGAUGAACAAGAGGUCAUUCAAAUAUGCUUGGGUGCUUGACAAGCUCAAGGCUGAGCGUGAACGUGGUAUUACCAUUGAUAUUGCUCUGUGGAAGUUCGAGACCACCAAAUACUACUGCACUGUCAUCGAUGCUCCUGGACAUCGUGACUUCAUCAAGAACAUGAUUACCGGAACCUCCCAGGCUGACUGUGCAGUCCUCAUCAUUGACUCUACCACUGGUGGUUUUGAGGCUGGUAUCUCCAAGGAUGGUCAGACCCGUGAGCAUGCUCUUCUUGCCUUUACCCUUGGUGUCAAGCAAAUGAUCUGCUGCUGUAACAAGAUGGAUGCCACCACACCAAAAUACUCCAAGGCUAGGUAUGAUGAAAUUAUCAAGGAAGUGUCAUCCUAUUUGAAGAAAGUUGGUUACAACCCUGACAAGAUUCCCUUCGUGCCAAUCUCUGGAUUUGAGGGUGAUAACAUGAUUGAGAGGUCCACCAACCUGGACUGGUACAAGGGACCAACUCUCCUCGAGGCCCUCGACCAGAUCCAGGAGCCAAAGAGGCCCUCAGACAAGCCCCUCCGUCUCCCCCUUCAGGACGUGUACAAGAUUGGUGGUAUCGGAACGGUCCCAGUGGGCCGUGUGGAAACUGGUGUCAUCAAGCCUGGUACGGUUGUCACUUUUGGGCCAACUGGACUAACUACUGAAGUUAAGUCUGUUGAGAUGCACCACGAAGCACUCCAAGAGGCUCUUCCUGGUGACAAUGUUGGAUUCAACGUUAAGAAUGUUGCUGUGAAGGAUCUGAAGCGUGGUUUUGUUGCCUCAAACUCGAAGGAUGAUCCUGCCAAGGAGGCCGCGAACUUCACCUCCCAGGUGAUCAUCAUGAACCAUCCUGGGCAGAUUGGAAAUGGUUACGCCCCUGUUCUUGACUGCCACACCAGUCACAUUGCUGUCAAAUUUGCUGAGAUCCUCACCAAGAUUGACAGGCGAUCAGGGAAGGAGCUGGAGAAGGAACCCAAAUUCCUGAAGAAUGGUGAUGCGGGUAUGAUUAAGAUGAUUCCCACGAAGCCCAUGGUGGUGGAGACUUUCUCAGAGUAUCCCCCGCUUGGUCGUUUUGCUGUUAGGGAUAUGCGCCAGACUGUUGCUGUGGGAGUGAUCAAGAGCGUGGAGAAAAAGGAUGCUUCUAGUGCUAAGGUGACAAAAUCUGCGGCCAAGAAGGGUGGCAAGUGAACCGUGCAGGUUGACUCUACUGAAAUCUAUUUUAAAAAUAAUGACUUGGUGUCUUUUUGUUGUCUAUCCAAAGGAUGCAUUUCUGUGUAUCAUGAGAUUUUUAGUUUUGUGUCUUCACCAUCAUCACAAGGCUUUUCACAGAAUUGGGUUCUUGAUCGGCGGUGGCGUAUACAAGUCUUGAGGCAGUUUCUUCCUUUUUGUUGUGUCGCUCAAAUUGAGAUUCAUUUCUAGUUUCAUUACAGCUUUUAUUUUCAAUCAAGUCUAGUGUUUGGAUAAUGAGAAACCCCCCAUAUGAAGUUUUGUGAUC
Messenger RNA from Populus euphratica (Euphrates poplar), 3514 nucleotides. RefSeq names its product HBS1-like protein. The record is from RefSeq and is a predicted model, not a curated record. Gene Ontology annotation, molecular function: GTP binding; GTPase activity; translation elongation factor activity. Gene Ontology annotation, biological process: translational elongation. NCBI's taxonomy places the organism in Eukaryota, Viridiplantae, Streptophyta, Magnoliopsida, Malpighiales, Salicaceae.